AUGGCUCCUCCUCUCCGCUUAGCGAUUCUCGAGUGCGACACUCCUCAACCCCAGACCAAGGCCAAGUUUGGCUCCUACUCUGGAGUGUUCAAAGCCUUACUCAACGCCGCCUGCCAGACGCUCGACGAACCGAAGAAAGACCUAGAGGACUUGGGUGUUACAGUGACGUCGCACGACGUUGUCAACGACCUGAGCUCAUACCCUAAGCUUGAAGACGUUGACGCCCUGUGGUUGACAGGCUCCAGGCACACUGCCUUCGAUGACGACCCGUGGAUAUUGAAGUUGGUCGAGUAUGUCAAGGCUGCCCUUGACAGUGGUCGGGUGAAGGUGGUCGGAAUCUGCUUUGGUCACCAGAUUGUUGGCAGGGCGGCUGGAGCGAAUCUCGGAAAGAGUGAUAAGGGUUGGGAAGUUGCAGUCACAGACGUUGAGCUCACCGAGAAGGGCAAGGAGAUUCUGGGACUCGAGAAGAUGCGGAUACACCAAAUGCAUCGAGAUAUUGUGUACAACUUUCCUCCCGAGUCGAUCCCUCUCGGAUCUAACGACAUCUGCACCGUGCAGGGGAUGUACCUGCCGAAGAAGUAUAUUACGGUCCAGGGCCACCCCGAGUUCACAGACGAAAUUAUAUCCGAAAUCUUGUUUAACCGCCAUAAGGUCGGCAUCUUUAGCGAUGAGGUCUACGCUGAUGGCAUAAAACGGGCGCCUAUUCCCCACGAUGGUGUUGCUAUCGCAAGAGCCUUCCUGAAAUUCAUUUAUGAAGGCUAG
Molecule: messenger RNA, 762 nt
Organism: Clonostachys rhizophaga
Lineage: Eukaryota; Fungi; Ascomycota; Sordariomycetes; Hypocreales; Bionectriaceae
Source: the annotation of a GenBank genome assembly